Messenger RNA from Manduca sexta (tobacco hornworm), 5435 nucleotides. Its product is annotated as S-phase kinase-associated protein 2. Bases 249 to 1802 code for a protein of 517 amino acids. Gene Ontology annotation, cellular component: SCF ubiquitin ligase complex. Gene Ontology annotation, biological process: SCF-dependent proteasomal ubiquitin-dependent protein catabolic process. NCBI's taxonomy places the organism in Eukaryota, Metazoa, Arthropoda, Insecta, Lepidoptera, Sphingidae. Gene Ontology annotation, molecular function: protein binding. The transcript is spliced from 14 exons. The record is from RefSeq and is a predicted model, not a curated record.
AAAUAUCAUACAGAUAUUGUAUUCGAUCCAAACGUAAGUUACUGUUAUUACAAUAGAGACGUGCGAUAGGUAUUUAGUUGUUUUUUGUUAAGGUGAAAGAACUCUACGGUUACGGUAUCAGCCCAUGGAGAAAAUAAACAGCUGGCAUCCACCUCUACAUUGUCUAUUCAUGUAAUUUGCAAAUCGUUUCAUGACGUGAUAUUAGAGAAUACAAUAUUUCUUGAAAUAAUAACUUAAAAUUAAAAACGAUGAGUGCAAAUAGUGGGGAAGACGAUUUCUUUAUAACUGAUAAUCUUGAAGAUGCAGAUGUGCCACGGAAAAAGGCGCGUGGUGAAAAUUCGGCGCGUAAAAGCUGGAGUUUGAUGGACAAAAAGACUAGUUACGAGGUUCUUCAGGAGAUGGGGGUCAGCCUACUAGAACCUGAUGACAAUGAAGCUGUUGAUCCCAACUCCUCCAUGGCAAUGCAUCAUCACAGGCUGACAGUGAAACGGAAAAGAGAUAUAGAGAAUGUUAACCCAAAUAUAAACACGGCGCCUUCUCCUCGGAGUAAAUGCAGCCCGAGAAGCAAGCUGAGCCCAGGCCCCUCCAGGGUCAAGAGCCCCAGGAGCUGUGAUAAAUAUAAAUCCGUCGUAUCAGAGCACGAGUUAGACGCGACGAUGGUAGGUGGCGAGAUCUUGGUCGACGAGGAGACGCCGCUGGGUCGAUGCGUGAGCGCAGGCUCCCUGCCCAUGCGCGGAGUACCCGCCGAGUCACUGAGAACGCCGCAGCCUUUAGGAGUUGAGGAAGAAUUAAUACUGAGUAGAAGACACAAGCCGGAGCCCUCGGGAGUGGACUCCUUCGACAUACUAUCAGAAGAGAUGAUGCUCAGCAUAUUCAGGUGGCUGCCUAAACGGACUCUGGCGCAUUGUAUGACUGUAUGCAAGAGAUGGUACAGAGUGGCGUGUGACGAGACCCUAUGGCAGCGGUUAGAUUUAGGCAACAAAACAUUAUCCAAGGAUGCACUAGGAAGGAUAUUAGCUAGGAAACCCAUCAUAGUACGACUGGCGAGCACGGAGAUUGGCGAAUGGAGACCGACCACUCCGGCUGAACCGUCUCGCAUCCAGUUCCUGGACCUCAGCAUGGCAACGCUGGACCCCGUCACACUGGACCACCUGCUGGAGCGGUGUCCUGGACUCAAGAAACUCAGUCUUGAAAGUGUGCAGUUGCAGGACUCGACGUGUCGACUCAUAGGCAAAUGCACAAAUUUAGAAACUUUAAACCUGGCGAUGGCUCAAGGCGUCACCGCUGAAGGGUUAGCAGAGUUGUUGAAAGGAUGUGUAAAUCUCCAAUCACUGAACAUUUCCUGGUGCAACCUGGACGAGGACUGCCUCGAGGUGCUGGUGACGAUGCUGCCGCAGAGACUGCAGCGGCUGAACGUGAGCGGCGCCAGGAUCAUGGAUGAUGAGAUAAUGUUGUUGCGCAGCGCUGCGGCGGCUGUGCUCGCGGUGCGCGCGCGUGGUGGAGCUGGACGCGUCGGACUGCCCGCGGCUGAGCGGCGGCGCGGCGGCGGCGCUGGCGCGGCUGGCGCGCCUCGAACACCUCGCGCUCAGCCGCUGCUACCUCAUGUCCGUGCACGCGCUCUCCCAGCUGUCGGGCGCGGCGUCGCUGCAGUACCUGGAGGUGUGGGGCAUGCUGCACAGCGCGCCGCUGGCCGCGCUGCGCGCCGCGCUGCCCGCCGUGCACCUCAACCACUUCAUGUUCAGCGCCAUCGCGAGACCAACAGUGGGCACAAGACGGACGUCGAUAUGGGGCUUAAGAACUAGAGACUGAAUAUUUAUAAUUACCGACGUCAAGAUACGUUCGACGUUGUCACACGUCCAUGACGGCAUAGCACGUUUUUGUUGCUAACUUCGCUAUAUGUUAAACAACGCCUUCUUCAAGGGUAGGCAGAGAUUAUCAUCAACGUUAAGAGACGUUCGACGUGAUUAUACGGCCAAAGCGGCAUAGUACGUUUUUAUUACUAGCUUGAUUACCAAAUUACACAAAAUCAUUAUAAAUUGUAACCUAUGUGUUAUUCUGAUGUAUAAGCAAUAUUACUGUAAAGUUUCAUCCAAAUCCGUUCAGUAGUUUUUUCGUGAAAGGGGAACAUACAUACAUCCUCACAAACUUUCGCAUUUAUAAUAUAAGUAGGAUUAUAUGAAACUCCUUUCUGAUCUAAAUUAGUUUCCUUACUCCUGAGGUCUCUAAUAAGAACGGAAUUAGUGAAAAUUAAUUAUAUAAAAAUACAUUUAAAAACUUGCUUUGCCGUUUUAAUCAUUUAAGCUAAAGUCGUGUUUCACAAGUUUUGAGUGAAUUUUAUUUGUAUUAAUGUAUACAGUACUAGUUUCACCAUGGGAUAGAUUAUAGCAACUGUAUAAGAUCGGGUUAUUUGAGAGGACGAGGCACCGACAUAGCGGAGUAGAUGAAGUGGCAGUGGGCACACAGCUCGCAGAACUGAUGGCAGAUGGGGCAGACAGUUCUCGAAUGGAGAUCAUUUACUGCAGGUGCAGCGUCGGACCUCCUACAAGGGUCCACUUCAUAGAGGUCGCAGGAACACGGAUGCAGGGUUUCCACAGGUCUGGAAAUCUUUAGGGGAGGCCUAUGUUCAGCGGACUUGCUUUGAAUGACGAGACAAGCUUGUUCGCCUGAUGGUAAGCGAUACCUAUAAACAGUAGAAACACCAUCCUGAAUAACAGUGUUUGGUAUUCACUGCGCUUGCCAUGAGACAUGAGAUGUUUAUUAUGACCAGUAGUUACACUGGAUACAAUGUUCAAACUGGAACACAACAGUGACUACGCACUGCUUGUUAGAAAUAGACAUAGCGGUGGUACCUACACAGGCACAUAUGAGUGACCACCAGUGAUGAUGAUUUGUGACAAGUAAAAUUUACUGGGAAUUGUGAAACACACCCUUAAUGAUGUAAAUUUGAGAUAUAUUUAUAUAAUUAUAACAGUUAAUAUUCGUAGUUAUACAUUGUUUUGUUACAGACAAAGUAUCUGGUAAAUUGAUAAUUUAUAGCAGAGGUUCCUGAACUAUAUCAUAGAACACUUCCAAAACUUUGUUGGCUCCGGUGGACCACUGCAGCUAAAUUUGUUAUAUUCCCCAGAAUAUGCAAGUGUUUACGUUUAACAGUCGUUGAGUUUACAAUAUUAUCUGCCUACAAUAGGUGAACUCAAGCCAUUUUAGUUCUUUACUAUCAAACUAGAUACAUUUCCGUAGACCCUCGCUUAUAAAUUGUGAACCUCCAUUCUUUGAUCGUCAACGUAGACCCCUAGGGCUCCACCUGGACCACUUUGGUAAUCAAUUAUAGACCAGGUAAAUAAAACACCUCUCCAUGUUUUUAAAUUAUGUUAUACUGACCUUAACUUUAAAACGAUCAUCAAGCAGGUGUUUUAUUUUAAUGGUCAGUUUAUAAUGUUAACAUGUCCAGGAUCAGGCAAAAGUAAUAUUAAUUAUUGCACCAGCCAUCUAGAUCUCGUUUGUAAGAGCAGGUGUUUUAUUUACUGGUCACUACUCAUGUACCCUGUGGCGAAUAUUGUAAAUGAUUCAAUCUCGGAUUAUAUAUAUGUGCACAUCAAAGGGUCCCCACUGCACCUGAUGGUAAGUGGAGGCGACGUCGUCUGACGAGAGAUGAUUACCCCUCAGUCGACACAAUUAUGCCGGCCUGUUGGAUAUACACUAUGGCGGGUUUGAACACCUUGUGUGCGGUCGCUAUCCGGGCGGAUAUACAAUAUAUCCUAGCACCUUUGAAUGGUCAUAAAAUAUGCAUUUAUAUUUCUGCCUAUACCUCUGAAGAUAAGGCAAUUGUAAAGGUUAAUUCACAUUAUUUAUUACACUUUAUUAUAUUAAAAUUAUUGUACAAUUGGCAAGGGCCUGUUCUUAAGUUUCGUCCAAUGUAAAGUAUUGCGCAAGAACUUGCAGAUGCGUUUACACUAGCAACAUUAAUAUACAAUUUAACUCGCUGCAACUACUGCAAGCUUAAAAGUUCAUAAAUCAGCUUGCUGUGAUUAUUUACAUGAAGAAAAUUGCUUAGAUAACUUCUGCAAGUGUGAUUGCAAAUCUAUUCCCGUUUUAUAUGGGGACUGGGUUUUGUAAGCAACUCCGCUCGCUUGAAAACAAUAUGUUAUGAAGCAGAAUGCUUGAACGCGCUGAUCUCCGGUAUUACUAAAACAAUCUUCCUUUCUACUAAUAGGAAGCUACAUUAUUCUUGAAUGGUAUAGGCUUUUUGUCCCGGAGAAACAUUUCAAACAGGCAGAGCUGAAGGCAAAAGCUAGUGUUAAUUGUAAAUAAUGACCCAGGUUAGGGGCCGUUCAAGUAUUACGUAACUCAAUUUAAAAGGAGGUGUAAAACGUUACGAUGCGUUACAGGAGCGGGAGGGGCUCUCGUAUAAAGCGUUAUGUAACAUUGUUUUUUUUAUUUUAAAACAAUAACAAAGGUAUUUUAGCGACUUUCCGGUAAUUUGCGUAAGAUAAUUGUGAUUAGAAAAAAAAAUAACUUUAGUUACAUAACUUUUGGAGGAGAGGCGGGCGUACGGGAAAAUGUUACGGCGCGUAACAUGCGGGGGUGGGGGUCAAAAUCUUCAAAAAUUGCGUUACGUAAUACUUGAACAUAGAUAUUUGAAUUAAUAGUAGUUAAUCGUUUUAUAUUCAAGCCAAAAGAUUCAAAUCCAUUUAUUAUUCCAAAAUGGGGUAGUUUUCCCCUAAAUGUUGUAACCCAAAAUCAUUGGGGAUUUACGUUUUAGAUAUACGUAAAAGCAAUAAAAGAUGGGUAAACAUAAUCAAAGUUAGUUGUAAAAUAUUCUUGGGGUAUAUCAGAGCUUUCUCUUUCGACAAGUGCAGCUGUACCCGACUGUUUUUAUAUGGGUCACAAAUACGUCUUAUAAUGCCUUAGUCUAUAAUGUUAGUUGACCUACUUAGUACUAGAAACGUUAUUAAAUGUAAGAUUAUAAUCAACUCAUCUUUGCAGAGAUCUCAAAGAAUUUUGAGAGAAAUAAUUAUUUCAUAUUUUGAAGUUAGAUCAUUUGCAUAAGCUCAGCGGGCCUCAGGGGCUGUAUAGCUGGUCUAAGGGCAACAUACAAGGCUGUGUACAGAGAAGUAUUGGCUCUUAAACUCAUGUAAACAAUAUUUCUUACACGAUUUGAUCAAGGAACAUAGGUAUUUGUCUGUAUGUACCGUGUUUAAAGGGUUUAAAGCUAGCCCAUAUACUACCCUUUGGUUUUGGGACUAUACAGAGGUUUAGGCAUUAGUCCACCAACCUCCUGUGCGGGUGGAUUUAAAGAAAUAUAUUAGGUGCUAUUUUUAUCUAUAUCUAAGGUGGAGUUACACCAUAGUUCUGACAUACCCCAAUAUAUAAUUUAGAAAAUGUAUUAGUUAUAAGGUAAAUCGGUGUUUUUAUAAUAAAAACGUUUUUUACAAAAA